UUGAAAACAGUUGAGACGUGGCUCCGCGAAGCACUUCUCGAAAUCGAGGUGUUGUGGAUGAAGGGAGAUAGGAGUUUACCUCGCCGCAUAAAGCGGAGAAGGACAGGGGAGCUUGGACCAUCCUGAAAGUUGCGGUGCGGCCGGGUGACGUAGCGGGACCGAAGAAUAGACGGAGGGGCUGAAGAAAAGCAGUACCUAAGUACCACACAUACAUGGUAGAAGAUGAACUGCGUGAAAGUAAACAAUGAAAGAAAUGUCAAGCGACUUAGCAUUUACCUAAGACUAAGCGUAUAUUAUGUCUGGCAAGUGUCUGUUGAAAAAAACUUUUCUGCCCCUCCAAGUGUACCUUUCUCAAAAAGUCAACAACGAAGGUCAUACCCCAACAUAAUUAACUCCCAAAUUAUGGCAACCAUGGAGAAUAGUAUUCCAGGACAAAGCAAUAAUGCGGUAUCAAAAAUGGCCGAAACAACCACAACAUCCCAACCUCUAACCUCAAAAUACUCGUCAAGAUACAGAGGGGCAACGGUAGAAGACCUUGAUCCUCCCUCCGCCCUCUCCUGCAACCCUACAGACCGAAUAUCCCAUGCCCUCCUUUCCGCCUUUGAGCGAGACUACACACACCUUACAGUCGUAUCUGCCACCAACCGAGCCCUGCUAGGCUACCUCUCUAUCCCACAUCUACAAAUCCUCCUUAAGGCUGGCAAGGUACAAGAGGCAGAUGAGGUGUCCAAGGCAAUGGUCAAGUUUCGGAGGAAGGGUAGGGUGUAUAAGGUCAUUACGAUGGAUACACCGCUCGAAGAGCUAGAGCUGUUCUUCAACGGAGGAGAGAAUGGGGAAGCUGGAAAACAAGAGUUUGCCGUAGUAACGGAUGAGAGGAGACGAUUCGUGUUAGGUGUAGCGACGAGGACGGAUUUGGAGGAAUUUGCUAGGAGGAGACCAGCUUGAGAGAAACAUGGUGCAUGGUGGGCGAGGGAUUAGAUUGCAUGCCUAAAGCGGAAUUCAAGGUUGCAAACGAGAAUGUGUUGCUCUACUGAAAUAUACAGAUCAGUAGAUCCAGAGUUCUUCGCAGGUGGUUCAGCUUUCGAAUUUGCCAGCGGGAGUGACUCCAUGCUAUCAAGCUAAGUAUUGACUUUCCAAGUUGAUCAUGUAUUCCCAGUCGUUCAUCCUCUUGAAUGCUCUUGGUCAGGAAUUCGUUGUUUAUUUGAAACCGAAGAACUCAUCUCACAAACUCCACCCUCCUCCUUCCGAGCACAGACUUCUGAGAACGCACCAUGAUGUUCGUUCUUAUUGGUAGGACUAUUGAAAGGUACCUUCGCGCUGAUAAAAGGAUACUCGCUUAACUACCAGCGUGUGAUUGGACUAUUUCCAAACAAACACUAUAGAAAGAUGAAUGCGCGACAUAGUUUAAUGACUCGUUCGAAAUUUCAGGAACAAGAAGCCCACCUUUCUACUUCUGUAGCUCAAAUCUUAGACAGCUUUACAGGGUGGCUGGGGCGAGUGUUGAAUCAGGCUGAAGGUGCAAUAUGGCCUAUCAUCGGAGGCACUGAUAAGGAUUUACCAUACGAUUACGCUACGAAAACAUUGACGAAAAAAGUGCGACAUGCAACAGAAAUCUAGCAUUGCUAAAGAUCGGCGCCAGUCCCAAUGAAAUCAAGCUUAAAGGGAUGCAUGUCAAAGUGCAAAAAGUUCUAGAAGAGUUCAAGCAAGUCCGCUUAAAGUGGUGUCAGCCUACCAGAAUCCCGAGAGAUAAGAAGACCGGGCAGCUUAUCUUUACCAAUGACACAGGGCGGUC
Molecule: messenger RNA, 1792 nt
Organism: Cadophora gregata
Lineage: Eukaryota; Fungi; Ascomycota; Leotiomycetes; Helotiales; Ploettnerulaceae
Exons: 5
Coding region: 223-945 (240 amino acids)
Source: RefSeq, a predicted model, not a curated record